This is a messenger RNA of Ananas comosus (pineapple), 1971 nucleotides long. RefSeq names its product putative UDP-rhamnose:rhamnosyltransferase 1. NCBI's taxonomy places the organism in Eukaryota, Viridiplantae, Streptophyta, Magnoliopsida, Poales, Bromeliaceae. The record is from RefSeq and is a predicted model, not a curated record. The coding region runs from base 122 to 1471 and encodes 449 amino acids. The transcript has 6 exons. Gene Ontology annotation, molecular function: UDP-glycosyltransferase activity.
CGGUGAAUGUUAUUACUAGGAGAAAAAAGAAAUCGUCGGUGGCCGCAGCUUUUGGAGCUAGUUUUUGCUCCCUCUCCCCCUCCCCUGAUAAAAGUGCAAGCACCUCCAGACUCCAGUAGUCAUGGCCUCCUCCGAUCCUCUCCACGUUGUAGCGUUCCCAUGGCUGGCCUUCGGCCACAUGCUGCCCUUCCUGGAGCUCUCAAAAUCCUUAGCCCGGAGAGGCCACCGCGUCUCCUUCAUCUCCACCCCGCGCAACAUCCGGAGGCUCCCCCAAAUCCCCCCCGACUUAUCCCCUCGCAUCGACUUCAUCCCCUUCCCCCUCCCCCACGUCGACGGCUUACCCGCGAAUGCCGAGUCGACCAACGACGUCCCGCCGGAUAAGGUGCCGAACCUCAAGAAGGCCCUCGACGGUCUCAAACCCCGCUUUGCUGAUUUCGUAAAAGAGAAGAAUCCGAAUUGGAUACUCGUCGACUUCGCUCAGUACUGGGUACCGUCGGUCGCUGCUGAGGUCGGCGUCCCCUGCGCAUUCUUCUCCAUCUAUAUGGCAUCGUCCCUCGCCUUUGCCGGGCCGCCUUCAGACUUGCUAGAUGGAAGCUCGUGGAGAACAGUCGAGCAGCUCACAAAGCCGCCGCACUGGAUCAUCCACUCCUCCUCCUCCUCCUCCUCCUCCUCCUCCUUCCGCUCCCGCUCCUCGAGAUCCCCGCCGUCGUCUUCGGAGGAGGGGGGGUUUUGGAGGAGGAAGGCGUGGACGAGGCCGGAGAGGCAGGGAGCGGAGUCGUGGUCGCUGCCGCUGCUGAUCGUUGUGGGGGUGGGGGGUGGGGGGGGAAGCGGCAACCNUACUACUACUACUACUACUACUACUACUACUAUCUCUGCCGACGACAGAGCAGUUAUCGAGUGGCUCGACGCUCAAUCUCCCAGAACGGUGAUCUAUGUAGCUUUGGGAAGCGAGGCGGUGAUAGCGAGUGAGCUCGUGCAUGAAUUAGCCUGCGGGCUUGAGCUUUCAAAGGUGCCCUUCCUCUGGGCUUAUAGGCAGCAGAGCCGCCUACCGGAGGGGUUUGAGGAUCGAGUGAGGAGCCGUGGAUUGGUCGCAACCGGUUGGGUGCCUCAGCACAAGGUGUUGGCCCACCGAUCGGUCGGCGCCUUCCUUACGCACUGCGGAUGGAGCUCGGUGAUCGAGGCGCUCCGAUUCGGGCAUCCGCUGAUCUUGCUGCCCGUCGCAGUCGAUCAAGGGCUCAUCGCGCGGGUGCUGGCGGAGCAUAAGGUCGGGGUGGAGGUGCCGAGGGACGAGGAGGACGGAUCGUUCACACGCGCGGGGGUGGCAGAGGUGGUGAGGAUGGUAAUGGUGGAGGAAGGAGGGAAGGCUUUGGCGGCGAAGGCUAAGGAAAUGAAGGAGAUCUUCGCUGAUGAGGGCUCGAAUGAGCGGCACAUGGAUGAGUUCGUUAGCAUUUUGAGGAACAACUAUAUAUAAAGAAGAUGAACGACCAAGUAUAGACUCUCGUCGUUGAAGUUCGCAAGGGUGUUUGAGUAGGAGAAAGUUAGAAACAACCUCUGCCCAAGGUGUACCAACAGGAUGUACCAACAGGAUGGCCAUGAAAUAGAAGAACAAAUAGGUUUAACUCUUCCCAAACAUAUUGAGAGUGAUAUAUUUGGAGAAACAUCUCCACCAAUGAUUACUCACUCCAGGAUUUUUAAAGAUAAGACAGAACUAUCUCCAAGUGUGGAGGAGCCAAGUAGAAAAUGACUUGGCUCAGAGAAGAUGAUGGACAACCGGUAGCAACAAAUAAUUAGGCUACUCCACGUACAUAUUAAUCAUGCAUUUUUUUGGAAUUUCAACUUGAAUUUAUGUGAUUGCCUUGUGGACAAUUAAUAUCCGUAUUAAUUAUGAAUGUUUUUUGAAUUUGGUCGUACUAUUUUGUUAAGACUCACAACUUUAAAAAAUAUCUAAUGUAUGUAAGAAUUUUUAUUUCA